Messenger RNA from Prunus dulcis (almond), 765 nucleotides. Its product is annotated as ubiquitin-like protein ATG12. The record is from RefSeq and is a predicted model, not a curated record. NCBI's taxonomy places the organism in Eukaryota, Viridiplantae, Streptophyta, Magnoliopsida, Rosales, Rosaceae. Gene Ontology annotation, cellular component: phagophore assembly site membrane; Atg12-Atg5-Atg16 complex; cytoplasm. The transcript is spliced from 6 exons. Gene Ontology annotation, biological process: autophagosome assembly; autophagy of mitochondrion; C-terminal protein lipidation. Bases 185 to 472 code for a protein of 95 amino acids.
GUGAGCUACUGAUCCAAUAGGCCCACUGUAUUCGGUUAAAACCCAAUUUUCCCAAUUUCCACACCUAAAAGGAUCGAAUUGAAAUUCCAAUUCCAUCAUCAGCCUUGUUAUUUGAAACCCCUGAUUCUUCUGUCCAAGUUCAAUUGUUUGUAAGUUGAGGCGUUCGAAUCAGAGAUCGAUAGCAAUGUCGACCGUGGAGUCUCCGAGCGCUGUUAGAAAAGUGGUUGUACAUCUGAGAGCUACUGGUGAUGCCCCUAUACUGAAGCAAGCCAAAUUUAAGAUUCUUGGAACUGACAAGUUUGCGAAAGUGAUUGAGUUUCUAAGAAGGCAACUUCACCGGGAUACGUUGUUUGUGUAUGUCAACAGUGCAUUCUCGCCAAACCCAGAUGAAUUGGUGAUUGAUCUCUAUAAUAAUUUUGGUUUUGAUGGUAAACUGGUGGUCAAUUAUGCUUGCUCCAUGGCAUGGGGCUGACACUCAUGUUUCGGCUGACAGUACCUAUUGAUAGUGUGAACACGAAAUUAUUCCUUCCGCACAAGACAAGCAAAGGGAGCAUGAGUUGCUGUCCAUUGAAAAAAAAUUCGGACCAGGGAGAGAUGAAGAUAUUUCAGUACUUUUUUUCUUCUCAUUGUAUAUAUGCUAUGAUUACUCUUGGUUGGGAUGUAACUGUCUACUUUUGUUACUUUUUCCAUAAAUCUAGAUGUAAAGGCAAAAAUUUGAUAUAUACUGGUUCAAACAAUUUACCUAUAUUCCGUAUUUGAAUGACA